AUGUUUACCAACCUGGUGAGAACAAAGGUCAAUAUUAUCCCCCCUGCUAACGGAUCAAAAUAUUACUCUGCCAGAAUCUAUCUUGAAGAGCAUUAUGCAAAUGCAGUAAGCAACUAUGAAAAGGGCAAUAUAAUCAGAGCUUUCCAUCAACUCGGAAUGGCCUGUCAUUAUCUUGCUGAUUGCGGUACACCUCCACACACUGCUGGAAUUCAGUUCCCAUUGAAUCCAUUAGCUCCAAAUCCACACCAUGUAUUCGAGAAAUACGUAGAUAAACAUUGUGAUGAAUAUAACGCUACUUCUGCCAUUGGCCUUUAUGGAUCUCUUGAUGAUGCUAAACUUGGAUAUACUGUCAAUUAUAUGGCAAAGAAGUCUUCAUCAUAUAAAGAUGUAGUUUUAUCAAUGGAUCCACUCCAAUAUCCGAAAGCCCUUCCAGUUUCAUUAGGAAUAUCGCAACAAUAUACCGCAGUUUUAUUGGAGAAGUUCUAUCGCAAAGUUUCAUCGAAAUGA
This is a messenger RNA of Trichomonas vaginalis G3, 507 nucleotides long. RefSeq names its product p1 nuclease domain-containing protein. The record is from RefSeq and is a predicted model, not a curated record. Gene Ontology annotation, molecular function: C-type glycerophospholipase activity; zinc ion binding. Lineage: Eukaryota; Parabasalia; Trichomonadida; Trichomonadidae. The coding region runs from base 1 to 507 and encodes 168 amino acids. The transcript has a single exon.